Oikopleura dioica is the source of this 825-nucleotide messenger RNA. The record is from the annotation of a GenBank genome assembly. NCBI's taxonomy places the organism in Eukaryota, Metazoa, Chordata, Appendicularia, Copelata, Oikopleuridae.
AUGAAAGAAAUUUUGCGUAGUUUGCCAUUUCAGACAACUGUUCCCGAACUGUCAGUGCUGAUAGAAGAUCGCCGCGGCAAAGUGACUUACAAGCGCAUUCCGCCGAUGACGUUCCUCUCGCCCAUCGUCCUUCGCAAGGAACUCGAGACGCUGCUAGUUGUCCAUGGCGAGAAAAUCCUCCGCGAGCAAGACUUCAUCGAGACGCACAAAAUCCUCUUCUGGAAUCUUUUCUACGCGUUCGAAAAGAUGAAGCUCAAGCACUCACUUGACCAGCUUCUCGCUGCCUCGUCGCUGCUAAAUCGACAAGAGCAAGACGACGACUCAGGAUCGCAUUCCAUGAAAGAACUCAAACCAGUGGUGGGAACGUAUCUGAACUGGGACUCGACGCUGGCGAACAAGUCCACUCCUUACCCUCCACUGUACCGCAUUUUCAAGGAAUUCCAGAAGCCAGAAGAUCAGCAGAACCGCCUGCUCGUCUCCAACAGUCAUAUCAAGCGCGAUACCCUUAUCACCAUCGUCGAGUCAAUUAAAAACAACGACUGUCAGACGCCACUGAUGAAGCUGCUUUAUCUCUGCGAAGGCCUGACUCGGGAUUCGAAAGAAAAGGUGCCGCGCCGCUCGUGCUACCGGGAAGCGCAGUUCUUGCUCGUCGCCGCCGUCGGCCAGCGCAACAUCGACUUCUCCCUCUUCGACCGUUACUGGCAGAAGGCGCACGAGAUCCUGCAGGACCACGCGAAAGAGCUGCGCAAUUCCAACGACCAAACGCCCAACCAGCGCGUCUACAUUUGCCGCAAGAUCUUCGGCGAGCCCAGACUCCUCUGUUGA